Diatraea saccharalis (sugarcane borer) is the source of this 843-nucleotide messenger RNA. The record is from the annotation of a GenBank genome assembly. Lineage: Eukaryota; Metazoa; Arthropoda; Insecta; Lepidoptera; Crambidae.
AUGGCGGUCUCACUAAUUAGAUUAGGAUUGAGAUCCGUUACAUUCAAUUUGGAGAGGAGUGCAGUUAUAGUAUCUAGUUCCAGUGCCCAGAAUCAUUUCAAAUUAUUCCACACUAAACCAGUAUGCCAGAACGGCGUGUGCUACCUGCAACAGGAGCGAUCCCGCGAGGAGCUGGAGAAGAGCAUCAGCGCGCUGCGGAGGUACAGCAAGCACCACGGCAGACCAGAAGAGGACCGCAGGAAACGGAAACAAGAGAGCGAUAGCGACAGUGACUCGGACAGUGACACAGAAUGCAAAGCACUGGAACGGUCUGAAUUUUGGCGCCGCAAAAUGCGCACUGUCCACAACAUCCUGGACGUAGACAAGGACGGACUGAUCUCAUUCAACGACUUCGUGCUGUUCGGGGAGAGAUUCAAGGCUCUCGGCCACCUGGACGAAUUACAGGCGAAAGAGUUCUCAGAUAUUAUUAAGUUAACAUGGGAGGAGCAAUGGGGUGCGAUAGACCCAUACAAUUUCGUGACAGUGGAGCAGUAUUUAGAAGAUAUGCAUCACGUCCUCAACGACAAGACACUCAAGAAGAAGGCUCAUCGUUGGCUACCAUAUUUGUUCAAAGCGGUGGACAAGGAUAAUUCUGGCUUUAUAUCGGUGAAAGAGUUCAAGCUGUUCUUCCAGUGUCUCGGGCUGGACAACGAACACGCGGCCGUCGCCUUCGCGGUCAUAGACACUAACGGGGACGGAAAAUUAUCUUUGAAAGAAUUCGUGAAGUUGGGAAAAGACUUUUUCUUCACAGAAGACGAGUCUAGAGUGUCCAAGAUGUUCUGGGGUCCCCUGACUGAGAUCUAA